Messenger RNA from Mycosarcoma maydis (corn smut), 3156 nucleotides. RefSeq lists its product as uncharacterized. The transcript has a single exon. The coding region runs from base 1 to 3156 and encodes 1051 amino acids. The record is from RefSeq and is a predicted model, not a curated record. Lineage: Eukaryota; Fungi; Basidiomycota; Ustilaginomycetes; Ustilaginales.
AUGACAACGCCAACACAUGCCGGCAGCUCGGCAGCGGCCAUGGGUAUCGCCACUCCAUCGCCUCUUUCCAACGCCACACCCAGAUCAAGCUCGAUCGCACUCUCGUCUCUACAAGCCCUGCCUGAAACCCAGCUGGUUCUCGUCUUGUUUGAUCAUCCCAUCGUGCGUCGAAAAUGGCGUACCGUAGUCGUACCUCUCGUCGAGUCGAUCUCCAAAAAGCUAAAUACUGCCUACUCAGGCUCACGGCUUACCAUUGGUAGCGUCGUCUACCGUUCCACCGCGGACAAAUCGCUCCUGCGUCCAUCGUGGACGUUGAGUCGCACCAAGUUUCAACCGGGCUCCAAACUAAUUGCCUCCAAUAUGCAAACGGCAGAAUUUUGGCUCGGUACAGAACGCUCAUCAGUCUCGCACGAUGCAGAUCCUUCCGCCUCAAUCUACUCGCUCAUCGACGGUAGGAGCACCACGAAACCGACGGCACACGUCCUCGAAGCUUUUGUAGCUGCGCUCGAACUGCUUCAGCCCUCAGACAAUGGCGUGCACAAUCCACUCGCGCCCAAGAGUCCCGCGGUACUUGCAAGGCAUUUGCUGCACGUAUCUCUCGACUCUUCUGAUGUGUCUUUGGACCUCUCGUCGCCACCCUUCUUCAAUGCAGAUGCGGCAAACGAUCGUGCAACCGCGCCCACCAUCGGUAGCAAACUUGCUCGACUAGGCGUCUCCAUCACUAGUUGUGCCGUCAAGACCAACACGCCCGAUAUGCCUACCGCACAGUCUUCCAGAGAGGCGCAAGCGGCGGUUCUCGGCAUGCACAAGAUUGUCGCCGACCCCAACAAACUCGCCAACGAAGAUCUUGCCGUGCUCAUGACCGAAGCCGUGCGCGAUAAGGUCAAGCAAGAUGCAAACGUCGUUUGCAGUGGUCUUACGCCCACUUGGUCAGCAAAGGGCGCAACGGCCACUUCUGCAGUGGCUACGACGGCUAAGAGGGGCAGAGAGGAAGAAGCUGACACACCGCCGACAUCAGCCAAGAGGUCCAAGUCCGGCAGCAUCUCUCAGCCGCAAACUGCCACUUCCAACACUCCAUCUCUGCCAACUUCGAGCUCUGGUAGCAGCAGUGUACCGACUAACAUCAAACUCGAUCCGAGCAUCAGCACCAAAGUGCUCUUCCUACGCUCGCAGCAGGAAACCAUGGUCAAGAACUGGGCGGCUGCCUACUCGGCUGUUGUAAAGGCGGAAUCGGUGGGCGAAACGCUAACGUCAAAAGCUCCAGGAAUGAGCAGGGCGUAUCUCGAACAGCUCAAAGCGCAGCUCCUGACGCAGCAGCACGCACUCAAGAUGUUGGUUGGCAGAAUUGUCAGCGGAGCCGAGACGGCUCCAAAUUUCAACGUCAGUCUGCAGAGCUUGAUCAACAUCGAUAAGGAGGCGAGGGAAAUGGGUGUCAAUUUGGGUGGGCCAAGUGGUGGUGGAGCUGCGGCAUUGGUCAGGCCGGCAAGGAGUACAAGUGUGACGGCCGCUUCACAGCCACCUGUCGCAUCACUGCAGCAAGUUCCGAGCAGUGUGGCCAAACCAGCUGUGACUGCGUUGAGCAGUGCUUCAGGUGAUGCUGCGACAACUGCCAAUGCCAGUGCGACGACGAGUGGAGCUGGCGGCGUGCAACCUCCACCGAGCCCGACGCGACCGAAACCGUUCUGGCGGGGCGCACUCACCUGGUCGGUGAUCUCGGACCCGGCGACCAAGCAAAAGCGCGAUGUUGCUACACUCGUCUCGGCAACAUCCAACUCGUCGCAGCUCGAGCGGCUGCUCAUGCCGUGGCCUGACAAAUUGCAGAUCACGGCGAUCACACAACUGUCACCGCGCAACCUGCAAGUGUAUGCGCAGUCACAGAAUGCACCGUACAUCCUCUUUUCGACGCAGGAAGCUGACUCGGCGGCAGCAGGAGGCGCGCCGGUGUUGACGCCAGCGACGGCCGAGAAGAACCGACAAAUGUAUUCGAGUUUGGCGAGCAGUUUGGAUGCCAAGAAGAGCUGUGCUUUUAUACGGCAUGGAAGCAAUGCGGGCGCGGGAUUGGUGCUGUUUGCUACCACGCAGCCGACGAGCAGUGCCGAGAGGAUGCAGGGCAAGGGCGCGCCCGUGCAGGCCAAGCUGAUCGGCGUCGUGUUGAAGGAUACGAUUCCGUUCAGUCGCUUGUUGAGCGGGCAGGUGCAGGCGGCGGCAAGUCAGCCGAAGGCUCCGACUCCUCAGGCUGGUCAAGCCAGGGUGCGUGGCGCUAGCGCUUCGGCAUCUCAGCCUGGUGCGCAAGAAGAUCCAUCAGCGCUCCCAGCACCUCCAUCUACGCAACCACAACCACCACCGCAGCAACCACAACCGCAACCGCAACCGCAACCGCAACCGCAACCGCAACCGCAACCACAACCGCAACCGCAACCGCAAUCGACGGGAAUGGGACUCGGCUCGUCCAUGCCUUUCAACCUCGCUGCACUCAACGCCGCCGGCAACGUCCCCAUAUCCGGCCUCGGCGCACCCGGCACUAUGGGUGGAGCCAUGAACCUGAACUCGUUCCUUCCCAACCUCGCCACUUCGCAAUCGACGCAUUCGCAACCGCAACCGGUCGGCGCAACUAACAUACCCGAUCUCACCAACUUGGCGCACUUGGGCAACAUGGCCAACUUGAACCUGGGCCAGUUCGGGAUCCCGAAUCAGCAGCUGCAGAAUGCUUUCACUGCAGCAGCAGCAGGCGCAGGAGCAGGAGCAGCGCCAGCAACACAACAGCCCAACCUGGCUGCGCUCGCACAGCUUCUCGGCUUUGGUACUCAGAGCAUGACCCAGCAACAGCCACAGCAGCUACAGCAGCUACAGCAGCCCGCGAACCAAGCGCUUCCGCAGCUGUUUGCACUCGGCGCAUUCAACCCGCAACAGCAACAGCAGCAACAGCAGCAGCAACAGCAGCAACAGCAGCAACAGCAAACACAUAUGUUCAGCAACGUGACGCCAUUCAGUUUCGGUCAAAUGCAGCAACCACAACAGCAAGAUCAACAAGCGCUACUGCAAGGCCAGCUUGAACAUGCGCAACAUACACAUCAAGGUGGACAGACUGGCGCUCAGAUGGACUUUUCAAAACCCAUGACCAUGGACCAACUGCGUGCACUUGGGUUUUUAUCCUAG